Molecule: messenger RNA, 2669 nt
Organism: Polyodon spathula (Mississippi paddlefish)
Lineage: Eukaryota; Metazoa; Chordata; Actinopteri; Acipenseriformes; Polyodontidae
Gene: odr4
Product: odr-4 GPCR localization factor homolog
Exons: 16
Coding region: 124-1470 (448 amino acids)
Biological process (GO): intracellular protein localization
Cellular component (GO): endomembrane system
Source: RefSeq, a predicted model, not a curated record
UUUCUUCUUUACAGGAAACAGAAAUGUGUUUUGGGAGUUGUAGUAACACUGUGCUGAACUGAAGAAACCUGAAACGUGAAGGCUAAAGACCUGGCUACCACCAAAUACUAACAGCAAAUAAAGAUGGGAAGAACUUACUUUGUGGAAGACUCUGUUGAGAAAUACAUACAGAACAUUCUUGACACGUCAGGGAAGGCCUGUGUCACUGGUCUUCUAAUUGGGCAGUGCUCCCCACAGAGAGAUUUUGUUUUGCUAGCUGUCCGGACCCCACCAAAGGAAACACAGAGUGAUGAAGUAGAUGAAGAAUGGAUCGUUGAACAUGCAACACAGGUGUCCCGACUGUUGCCAGGAGGUUUAGCAGUCCUCGGAGUGUUUCUGGGUGCCGCCCCAGAACUGUCCGUUCAGGCCCAGAAUAUUCUGCGCAGGCUGGUUUUUGCCGUGGAGAAGUCAAUCACUAAGGCAAGACUGUGGAAACUCGCUAAUGAUGAAGUUCAUGACAGAGUGGCACUUCAUAUCUGUUCAGAGACAAAAAAAGUACUGUGCAGGACCUUCGAUGUCAAAGAUCCCAAGAGCUCCGCAAAACCAGCAGACUGGAAGUAUCAGACUGGCCUGUCAGCUUCAUGGCCGGUACUGGAGUGUAAUGUUGAAGUAGACCUGCAGAUACCUGUGCCUGCUGACUCUGCCAACAGAGAACUGGACAAAUGUAUUGAGAAUGGACUUAAGGAGUGGAUCAGGCUAAUACAACAGUGUUCUUGUAUUCUCAAUGGCAAAGUGAUGGGCCUGGAUAAAGAUCUCCUGGAAGGGACGAAAAAGAAAGCAUCUUCACAGCAAUUUGUCCAACAGCCAUUUGUCGUUCAGCUCCUGAGGCCUUCGAAAUUUAAAACAGACGAUCGGUCCACAGCUUUGGUGCAAAAAAGCAGCGGAACAGUUGUUCUAAAGGGUGUUGUACAUUGUAAAGCCUACAUUCACUCCAACAAACCAAAGGUGAAAGAUGCUGUUCAGGCCUUGAAGAGAGAUGUGUUAAACACUCUUGCAAUCCGAAGUCAGAUGCUUUUUGAGGACUUCCUCCUUGACCCAGAGGGUUACACUGAAAAAGGUGCCAGGACAGAGGAAUACCCACUGCCCAAGCGAGUGUUUACUCCACUUGCAGGGACUGGAGUCAUGAUCUGUGAUUACAUGUUUAAAGAUGAGGCUCCCAGAGACAUCCAGUUUAGAAUCAAGGAGUUGCUAGACUUGGAUGUGAAGAAGGAUCAGCUGGAUAUGUUGCUUGAAAUGGAUUCAGCAAUUAAACUUGCCCCCAAGACCUCCCAUCCACAGAGCAAUAUUGCUGUGGCUGAACCCGAAACCUCGCAGCUACUGGAGAUGUUUCCUGACAACUAUAACCCCAUGCAGUUGAAAGUUGGUGUGGUGAUAGCUGCUGGGGUGGUCCUCUUUGCUGUAGUCUUUUCAGUUCUUUUUUUCAGUGACUAAGCAAUAAAAUUCAAGGUAGUUUAGUAACAGGGUAACAGUCUUUUUUAUUUUAAAAUGUACUAGAAAAUAGAAAAAAGGGGUGCCCUGUUACUGAGGCACACUGUACAUUUACCAAAACUCCCAUGGCAAAGUACAUAGGAUUCUGAGGAACCUGCUGACCAGUGUUUACAUGGAGAGGUAUUGGAACCAAUCUAAGAGAGACAAUGAAGUCUGAAUGCUGAAGAGGUGUGUUCCAUUUCCUUUCAGAUUAAAAGAUCUCUUUGUCAAGACUUGCUUUAUAGCAGGGAAGAGAGAGUUAUUUGAGGGUUUUUUGUUUUGUUUUUUUUAAGCCGGCAACUUGAAAGUGAUUUGAAAACUGUCUAGUGCUGCUAUGAUGAAUGAGCAAAAUGUCAAUUCUUUGAAAGCAAUGUGACUGAAAGAAAUCAGUGCUGGGUAAACUUUUGAAAAUGUUUGUGGUUUUGUGAUCAGUCACCUUUUCCCGGAAUCUUUGUGUUUUAUGGGCGAUUCCAGUAGAGAAUAAAAGCAAACACACCCUAUCCCCUAUAUGAUUCUUAUACUACAUGCAAUUUCUUUUUAUUAGUUUACAUUUUUUGGGGGAUAAUAAAAUAAUUACAGGGUGUGUAUAAUAGUGCUGUAAUGUAACCAAAUAGGGAAAGGGAAAGGGAAGAUUGAAUAAUUACAAGCUGUAUUUAUUUUAGAGGUUAAAACUGAAAUAGAAAUCUCAAACAAAAUAUUUUGAUGCAUAUUUGAAAAUGCCUAGAAUGCGUUCUAUUCAAAGAUACUUAUUUUAUCCAAAAACCUUUUUCUUCUACAACACACCUUGAUGGUAAAUUUAGAAAGCAUUAUAGCUGUUUUUAAUUUGUUUUUGUUUUCUAACUCUGUACAGAACAGUAUGUGAUUCCAUGCAGUUUCAGUGCAAUUAUGCAUUAUUAUCAAUAGACACCAUUGAAAAGAAACCAUUUGUAGUUACACAGUUAUUGCAGUGUUAUGACAUAGUAAUGUACAAGACCUAACACUGUUGGUAAUUUUAUAUUCUCAUGCCAAACAUCACACACUAUGUAUUUGUUGAAAUAUGUACUGUAUAUGUUUGUGUGCCCCCCUCCCCCCAUGUUAUAUGUUAUAUUUCAUGUUCAGCAUGUUUGCAAGUCUAAAGAAAAAUCCAAAUGUCUUAAUAAAUUAUUACCAUUCUUUAACAUUUA